Molecule: messenger RNA, 901 nt
Organism: Nilaparvata lugens (brown planthopper)
Lineage: Eukaryota; Metazoa; Arthropoda; Insecta; Hemiptera; Delphacidae
Gene: mRpL43
Product: 39S ribosomal protein L43, mitochondrial
Exons: 4
Coding region: 188-763 (191 amino acids)
Biological process (GO): mitochondrial translation
Cellular component (GO): mitochondrial large ribosomal subunit
Molecular function (GO): structural constituent of ribosome
Source: RefSeq, a predicted model, not a curated record
CGCUUUGAAAACUAUCGAUAGUAGCAGACCGAUCAAAUCUUUGAAAUCUGAAAUCAGCUGGUAUUUUCAUGUUGCAGUUUAUAGGUUAAAAAUAACAUUUCAGUUCGAUUUUAUUUUUAUAAGUUGAUUUAUUGAAUAUCUAAAACUGUAAAAUAAUAUAAUUUUUAAGGCUUAUUCGUGAUAGAAAAUGUCGAACAAACAUUUAUAUCUGUUUUCUGGUUUCCCAAGAGCUCCCUUACAGAAUGGCAUCGGCAGAUAUGUGCCGCAGUUGAAAAGAAUGACUAUUAAGUUUUGUAAAAGUUCAGGGGAUAGUAAAGGUGCAAGAGAAUUUAUUGAAUCGAUGCUUGUGGAUUUUGCAAAAGAAAACCCUGGCACAGCGGUUUAUGUCAAGCCUCGACGACAUAGAAGUCCAUGUGUUCAUGCAGAAUAUUUAAAUGGGGAAACUCAUGUCAUCAGUCUACAUAAUAUGUCACUGGAAGAGACGUCCAAGUGGAUCCACCUUCUUCCAAUGAGAUCGGGGACUGCGACCAAUAUGAGGCUGAGGAAGUUCUGGCACACGGACAGCCCAAGCAUUCAGGGCGUUUGGAGUCCGUUCACCAAUAGAGACCCAGCAAUCAACCUUGCACAGUUCCCGAUGGAGGAGCUGUCCAAGAAGAAGAAUCUUACCAAAACUGCCACGGAAAUCAUUUUAGAAAGGUGGGAGGAACAGAAGCAAAAAGAAUCGACUGCACCAACUGGAAUACAAGAGAAAACUUCCUCGUAGAACAAGUUAUUAAAAUAGCAUAGAAAAGUUGUUUUAGGUUGAUAAAUAGAUUUCUCAAGCUUUUCCAAUAUUUGAGAAUCCUUAUUUGUAUGUUUGUGCUACUCUAUUUCAUAAAGCAUUUGUUUAUCAGAAACUCAA